AUGGCCCCCAGCUUCAUUCUCACCCUUUCCGGCCCCGAUCGCCCCGGCAUUGUCCACGCCGUGACCGCGUUCCUGGUCCAGCACAACCUCAACAUUGUGGACUCCUCGCAGUUUGGCGACCCCACCUCCCAGCGCUUCUUCAUGCGUGUGCGAUUUGCACCCGCUGGCGAUGAGGAACCUACCCUCGAUAGCUUGAACGCUGCCUUCCAGACUACCGCGAAGAGCUUCUCCAUGGACUUCGAGAUCCACCCCACUACCCAGAAGCCCCGCGUGCUGAUCAUGGUCUCCAAGAUCGGCCACUGCCUCAAUGACCUCCUUUUCCGCCAGUCGACCGGUCAGCUGAGCAUUGAGAUCCCCUUGAUCGUAUCCAACCACCCGGAAUUCGCCGCGCUCGCCGCCACCUAUAAAAUCCCCUUCUUCCACCUCCCCGUCACGGCCGAUACCAAGUCUCAGCAGGAGUCGCAGGUGCUGGAACUUGUCAGCCAGCACAACAUUGAUCUGAUCGUUCUGGCCCGCUACAUGCAGGUUCUUUCCCCGACCCUGUGCGAGGCCAUGUCCGGCCGUAUCAUCAACAUCCACCACAGUUUCUUGCCUUCCUUCAAGGGUGCCAAGCCCUACCACCAGGCCUAUGACCGCGGCGUGAAGAUCAUUGGUGCCACUGCCCACUUUGUCACCAGCGACCUCGAUGAGGGUCCCAUCAUCGAGCAGAAUGUUGUUCGCGUCAGCCACGGAAUGAGCCCCAAGGAGCUGACCCACGCUGGCAGCAAUGUCGAGAGCAACGUUCUCGCCACCGCCGUCAAGUACUUCGCCGAGCGCCGUGUACUUCUGAACGGUCACAAGACUGUUGUUUUCGACUAA
This is a messenger RNA of Penicillium waksmanii, 858 nucleotides long. Its product is annotated as formyltetrahydrofolate deformylase. Lineage: Eukaryota; Fungi; Ascomycota; Eurotiomycetes; Eurotiales; Aspergillaceae. The transcript has a single exon. Gene Ontology annotation, molecular function: formyltetrahydrofolate deformylase activity. Gene Ontology annotation, biological process: 'de novo' IMP biosynthetic process. The coding region runs from base 1 to 858 and encodes 285 amino acids. The record is from RefSeq and is a predicted model, not a curated record.